AUGGAGUUAUUCACUUGGCUAUUUCUUUAUGUGACGCCGCUAACGAGUAGUGAUCGUUGCUUCUCUGACGGAAUCCCAGAAGGAGAGCGUGCGAACUUGGUGAGCCAGGGAUCGUCUUACCCCGUCGGAAAUUGGGUCAAUGGCUGGGAUGCCGGCUUUGCAGCGGGCGAAGUGGCUGAGAUCUUGCUCAAGGAGAAGCUGGGCUACAACGUGACCCAAAAGGUCGGGCCCAACACCGUGGAUGCCUUCUACGCGCUCGCCGGCUGCCGCACGCCCACGAACGUCACGGAUCGUGGCUGUGGGCCCGACAUGACCACGCGCGUGCACCUGUCGACUGAAGGAUGGACGGGAGGCUAUGCCACGGUCUGGGAUGAUGUCCAGACAGCCUACCCUGCUACGGCGCCCAGGAAUCUGGGGAACAUGGGCUACACAGGCACUGCAACGUCUUACAUCUCGUCGAGUCUACAGGAGUUUGCGUAUUCCAGCGAAGGUUACUCUUUGGACUUUUAUCGGGAUUACAGCGUGGCGUGGAGAGACCCCGCCAAGUUUUUCACAGUUCCCAACCAAGUGACGUCGAAGUUGCGCCCAUGUGACGAGACAAUUCUGGUGGAUUCGGUGCAGAUGAACAAUUAUUUGAAACAAACCGGAGAUCACGAUGGCGUGACAAUUCAAGGCAACGGCGAUGUCCACGCACGAUGCUUUGAUGGCCACUUUUGGCGUGCCCCAGUGUGCCGCUCCAAUUCUGCCUGCCUCUUGUACCUCACCGGGGGAGCUGGAUGGGGUGGAGAUGAACUGCUGCAGAAGGCGACCUUCUUCCACAUGCCCAUCGCAUGGGCGGCGGCGAAAGCAUGGAGUGACUUCACGUCCAUUCCCAGCGAACUCAAUGUCACAUUCUUCUGGUGGGUUCCAGACCCGACCUUUCUCAGGCUGGCGCCUGUGCCCAUUGUAUUCCCUCCACAUGAUCGGAAGGCUUGGAAAAGAGGCGACCGAAGGUCCUUGUCCAAAGGUAUUUCAAUUGACAAGUACAUCAGCAAGGACUUGGCAUCAUUGGCUCCGGAUAUUGAAGAGUUCAUGAAGGCCUACCUGCUGGACAUGGAAGACGUAAACAGCAUCAUGCUCAAGAAGAUGAACUCAGAUAUGAGCUACUUUGAUGCUGCCUGCGAGUGGCUGCAUGCUAACAAUGAGAUAUGGCAAGCUUGGCUUCCGGACAAAACGAAAUGCUUUGAACGCUUCGGCCUCUACAACGAGAAGGAAGAGAGGUACGUGGAGAGCCGUGCAGAUCCGACUCACUUGGCCUGCCACGCGUGCCCGCCGGGCUUCCAUUCCCAAAGCUUGGAGGACACGCACAUUUGCCUGCCAUGUUCUCCGGGAAGCUAUCAGGUGUCCGGUGCCUCGCUCGCGUGCGAUCCUUGCCCUCUGGGCGAGUACCAGGAUGAGACUGGCAGCAUUUCAUGCAAGCGUUGUGGCUUUGGCGAGUACCAGAAUGCCACGGGUCAAAGUAGCUGCAGUCCAUGCCCUGCCGGGACCACAACACUGGGGUUUCAUUCGCAGUCCAUCAACGAUUGUGGAUGCAAAGACGAGACCAUCAACGUUCUCUCGUCUUCCAGCAACUUCGAGUGCCAGCGAUGCGGGGAAGGACUCCGUUGUCCAUUUGGCUCCAGCAUUGAGAGCUUGACGCAAGGUGAGGCAGACCUGGGAGAUGAUUAUGUACCCGAAGUGCUUCAAGGUUAUGUGUCCCACCCCGAGGAUCCCUUGAAGAUCUUCGAAUGCCGACCAGCCAACCUUUGCUCCGGUGGAACACCAGGACAGUGUGCUGGAGGGCUCUCAGGCCUGCCCUGUGCUUCUUGCGAAGAGGGAAAGGCUUGGAGUGGCACCAAGUGCGAGGAGUGUGGAGCAAAUUGGGUCGGUUGGGCAGUCGGCACACCCGUAGCAGCUACGGGGCUCAUUGGUGCCUACUACUUCGUGAACACCGAGGUGAUGACCAAGGCUUCAGCCUUCCAGGCUUGCUUGAUGGCAGCGGGCAUUGCCGUGAACGCGUUUCAAAGCUUAGCGAUCUUUGGCAUGAUGACCGUGAAGUGGACGCCCAAAUUUGAAAGUGCCAGUUCCGGCCUCAGUGUCUUCGUUCUGGACGUUGAGAUCCUGGGCAUCACUUGCGUGACGGGGCCCAGCAACUUCCUCCGCUUCCUCGGCAGCUGUUUGUGA
This is a messenger RNA of Durusdinium trenchii, 2202 nucleotides long. The record is from the annotation of a GenBank genome assembly. Lineage: Eukaryota; Dinophyceae; Suessiales; Symbiodiniaceae.